UUCCUUUUUAUUUGCCAUAGGUUUUACGAAAUUUGUCCUUUCGCUGGGUGCUUGUGUCAUUGUGGCUACGACUUUGGACACGCAUACACAUUGAGUUGCAGUAGGGCGGCUUCCUCAGGAGAAGAGGAGGAACGGUGAUUUGAGCCGGAUAUGGAUUCCCCAGGACUCCCGCCUGGUUCGCCAAUGUUUGAUGAUGACGAUGAAGGAACAUUCCCAUGUAAAGGAUGUGGAAAGAUACUGGAGGAAGGGAAAGCUUUCGAAUUGUCGGGAAACCGAUGGCAUAUCGAGUGCUUUCGGUGCAACAAGUGCCAGACAUUACUGGACUCGGACGCAAACUUGCUAUUGCUGGGUGAUGGCUCUCUCAUUUGCAACAAUUGCACUUAUAGCUGCACAGCUUGUCAUAACAAGAUCGAGGACUUAGCUAUCCUGACAGGAGAUCAGGCCUUCUGCGCAGGAUGCUUCAGAUGCCGGAAUUGCAAACGUAAGAUCGAGAAUUUGAAAUACGCUCGGACUUCGCAAGGUAUCUUUUGCAUGAGCUGUCAUGAGACGCUAAUGGCUCGCCGGAGGAAACGGGGGAAAGUACAGAAAACCCCUACAAUGGGGAGUAACGCCCCCUCGCCGAUGCUUUCCUUAGAUAAAUCGCUCCCGUCUUUACCUCUCUCACCUAGGCCUCGCCCUCCAGUAAAUAGGACAGCAUCUUCAAAAUCUGGCCAAACCCCGGACCAAUUAUCUCCUCUUGGGUUCUCCGCUGCAGGAAAUGAAUUACGAUCGGCGCCUAGGUCUCACAGAUAUUCAAUGAACUCGCAGGUAUCGGAGCAUUCAGCAGAUAGUGCCGGCUAUGAUCCGUAUUCCUCAUUUAUUCCGGUCGCCCUCGAUCCUUCACCUGCUCCGGUCACUCUACCAAGUACGGCCUACCGACCUAAUAGAACCUCCUCCUAUGACCCUUACUAUCAAGAAAGAUCUAUGAGGGAAUCUCCGGGUAAUGCGAGACCAUCAUAUGAGCGCAAAAUCUCAGAGCCAACAUCCUACCGGGAAACCGAAAAGAGCAGGCCACCACUGCCACUACACAUCGCAUCUCAGGAGAAGGGUCGCCAAAUUCCUGGAAGUGGAGAUGGUAUGGAUAUGGAAAUGGGGAGGAGAUCGGGAGAUUCUGGUAGGAAUGGUGGGGAUAAGAAGGAAAAGUUAUACUUCAACAAGGAUCUAACCUCAACUUACAGCUCUCCGUAUAUCUCAAGGGAGCCAUCCAAGCAAGAGCCCGAUUCUGACACUGCCAGUACCAAGUCUAGGAGCACCGUCCUUGCCAAGGACUCACCCGGACAUGCGCAGGAAAAGGAGAACUUUAAGCUCGGAGAGGUGCCGCGGGAGAGGAAGAGGUCAUUGGGCACACCAAAGAUCAUGGAUGGGGAGGAGCUAGAUCCCCAUGAGAUAUCAGUAUCAUUCUUGCCCAUGGAUUUGGAAACUGCGCCUUCAGUGGCUGCCCCCGAGAUACCGCCCCGUGGGGAUUCAUAUAACCUGCCUAUUUCGCGCGGGGAUUCGCCAACUUCUGUUGCUAGGAAGCCCGUCGAUUUAGAAUCACCUGUUCAUUCGGCUUCUUCCUCUGGACAUUCGCAGCGCUCCCAUGGAACAUCCGGAUCCAAUGCUUCUGCAAUUACAGCUGCAGAAUCACCUGAGGUUGGGCUGGGAGCCAAGGAUACUACCGAUUCUAAACCACGAGGGAUCAAGAUCAAUACUACUACAACCGUUAGCAAUAUUACUUAUCAGCAGGAUCCUACUUUCUCAACUCAAACUACACUUGACCAGCAACCGGGGGCCCCACAGCCUCCGUCCACUGUACAUGCCUCGGGCUCUUCUAGUUUUAGUCCACAGGGGGAACCGGUAGGUCUAGAUGGGUCGGUAUUGCCACCACCGUUCAAGUCGCCUGUUAGCGAUUUGAGCAUGGAAGAGGAUAUCGCAAGGGUUUUUGGUGGUGGAGAUACAUCGGCAUCCAUACUUCGGCGGGUGUCGAACGCUGUUAUGCAUGGAAGAAGUUUUAGCGAUUUGGCUACUAGAACGGGAUCGCCCCCCAAGUGGCCAAGAUCACCAAGUGGAGGGGAUCCGGGAUACCUUCCGUUUGAGGGCGACAUUACUAGUCCGACGUUGUCAUUAGGUGGGAAAGACGAUACCCUUACCCUAAAGCACGAACUUCGACGUUCGAUGCAAAGAAUCGCCGAGCUUGAGGCCCGUCUUAACAGCACUGCCUCAGCGAAAGUGUUGGAUUCAAAUAUUGCUGAGAAGAGAAAUACUGUGGCUUUGCUGGAAACGGAGCGUGAGGCGUUUUUGCGUGAGCUAAUGGUAAUCAAGGAGCGGGUGGACGCUGCUAAAGAUGGACAACCUCUUAAUAUGGAAGAGCUGAAGUCCGAUCUUAUACACGGAUUAACUCGGGAGCUAGAGGAUCUAAAGAUGACUUUGAAGUCAGAGAUUCAAAGCCUCGUAGCACAAAGGGAUCAGUUAACCGAAGAAGUCGAAAAUUUUGCUCGUCUCAGAGACCAGGCUAUACAGGAUACUGAGCAGCUAAAUUUGAAGAAUGCGCAGCUUGCUGACUUGAAUAACGAGCUCACCCGACGUAUCCAAGGCCAGUUCAAGGCAAACAAAACACCUGUAAAUGGGUUGGGUAUCUAUACUGGCAAUGCCGCCGACUUGCUUGAUAUCAAGGACCAAAACGAAAAACGGCCCUCUACUGCAACUGCGACGUCCGCAUCAUCUUCUAACAUGGUGGGCCAAAUCAGUGACACCACGCACAUCCAUCAUCACCAUGAAGCUACUGAAGUCUUUACCGCUCAGAAGGUUACUUCUUUGAAGAAUGGACCGCAGAUCAAGAAGACUUUCUGGAAGAAGGGAGGUGCUGUUAUGAAGGGGGCGGGAAAGGGGGUUAACAAGCUGUUUGCAGGUUCUGAUCAGAGAGAGGGUUGGCCCGGUGAUCAUCCCAAUGGCGUUGAUUCGCCCGGCAGUAUGAAGCCCGGAGGGCCCGAUACACCCGGGGGUAAAAUAUUUGGCACACAGAAGAAAUGGAUGAAGAAUAAAGGAGGUCAAAACGGGCUCGGCGCGGCUGGAUCUACUGCUACUAUUAGUGAUGGUGUGCUUCCACUCUUUGGAACGGAUCUCGAGCAACGUGCCGAGUACGAAGGCAAUCGCAUCCCCAAUGUUGUCCAGAAGUGUAUCCAAGAGGUUGAAGUCCGUGGAAUGGACUUUGAGGGUAUCUACCGUAAAUCUGGUGGCGCCUCGCAAAUGCGCCAUAUCCAGGAGGCCUUCGAGCGUGGUGAUGAUGUGCCGUUUGAUAGCAAUGUUGAUAUUUGCGGAGUUACCAGUGUCCUGAAACAGUACUUCAGGAACUUGCCUAAUCCUCUGCUGACCUAUGACAUUUAUGAACGCUUUGUGGACACUACUACCGUCUUUGAGGAGGAAACCCGCAUCAAAAUCGUCAAAGACUUGGUCGACGAAUUACCCCCCAUCCAUCGCGACUGCCUGCAAUUUGUUAUUUUCCAUUUAGCAAGAGUCGCCGCCCGAAGAGAUGAAAACCUAAUGAACGCCCGUAAUCUGGCAGUAGUCUUCGCCCCAACUCUCCUACGCUUCACCAGCGAUGAACGGGAAAUGACGGACAUGCACGCGAAGAACAAUGCCAUACAGUUCCUCAUCGACCACAACGAAUCCAUUUUUUAAUCAAUGAAAUUAAAAACCCGCCACCCCCCGAAAAAACAAAAGAAUGGGGGAUCUAUUUUCUUUCGUUUUUUACCCCUCCCCCCAUUUUUUCAACCCGAUCCCGAAGCUUUUGCCUGUAUUUUUUUCUAUCAUACUAUCAUACCCUUUUUUCCACUAGCAGGGUCUUGGUUGUGAUUUGCUUUGCUAGCUUGUAUUGUGUGCGCGUGAGCGGACAGGGGCGUUA
Tuber melanosporum (Perigord truffle) is the source of this 3919-nucleotide messenger RNA. RefSeq lists its product as uncharacterized. Bases 151 to 3696 code for a protein of 1181 amino acids. The transcript is spliced from 9 exons. Gene Ontology annotation, biological process: regulation of GTPase activity; signal transduction. Gene Ontology annotation, cellular component: cytoplasm. The record is from RefSeq and is a predicted model, not a curated record. Lineage: Eukaryota; Fungi; Ascomycota; Pezizomycetes; Pezizales; Tuberaceae.